AUGGACAAGUCAAUCAUUAAAGGUUUAAAUGAUAAAGUAUAUGAAAAAAGAAAGACUACUGCACUAGAAUUAGAAAAACUGGUUAAACAAUGUCUGGUUGAUAAUGAUUAUGCAAGAAUUGAUAAAAUUAUAAGCGAGUUAUGUAGAGAUUACGCGUACGCCCUGCAUCAACCUAUGGCGAGAAAUGCUGGUUUGAUGGGUUUAGCUGCUACAGCAAUAGCUCUGGGGUCUAACGAUGUUUCCAAAUAUCUUAGGAAUAUUCUGCCCCCAGUUUUGGCUUGUUUUGGUGAUCAAAACGAUCAAGUUAGGUUUUAUGCUUGCGAGAGUCUCUACAACAUUGCUAAAAUUUCAAAGGGUGAGAUUUUAGUAUAUUUUAACGAAAUAUUUGAUGUAUUAUGCAAAGUAAGUGCUGACACAGAAAACUCUGUUAGAGGUGCUGCAGAGCUAUUGGAUAGAUUAAUAAAGGAUAUUGUUGCAGAAAGAGCCUCUAGUUAUAUUAGUGUUGUCAGUAAUAAUCCUGAUGAUGUUCCUCAAGCUACUAACGUGGAUCCAUUAACAGGUAAUGUGUAUCAAAACAAUUUUGAACAAAACGAUGAAUUAGCGUUCUCACUUCCGAAAUUUAUACCUCUACUAAUUGAACGUAUUUAUGCUAUUAAUCCAACCACAAGAAUGUUUUUGGUUGAUUGGAUAAAAGUCCUAUUGAAUGCACCAGGUCUUGAACUUAUAUCUUUUCUACCCUCUUUUCUGGGAGGUCUUUUGACAUUUUUAGGAGAUUCUCAUAAGGAUGUCAGAGUAGCAACACAAUCGUUACUAGAUUUAUUACUAAAAGAAGUUGUUAGGAUCUCAACGCUACAGAAUGAUAUACAGAAGAGGAUUGAAGAAAAAAUGGGAUUAUUAAAAGAGAGGAAUAUUUCAAUGAAGAAAGAAGAUGGUACUAUCAUUGCAGAAAGAAAAAAAUCAUUAAUGAAUGCGUUUGGAACGGAACAGAAAGUGGAGCCAAUUUCUAUAGAAUCCUCAGGUACAAGUAUUGCCAAAGAAACAUUGGAGUCCUCGUUAGGUGACAUAUCCGAUAUAAAUCAAUUGCGUGACGGGGAGGAAUAUAUUCCAGGUCAAGAUAUAAAUCUAAACUUUCCAGAUAUUAUUUCAAUUUUAGUGAAUAACUUAGCUUCAUCUGAACCAGAAAUUCAACUACUGACACUGAGCUGGAUGGAUGCUAUAUUAGGUCUCUCAUCUGAUGAUUUUAUCCCAUUUUUAUCCAAAAUUUUGUCUUUGUUAUUGAAGCUAUUAAGUUCUACUGAUCUUCACAUUAGCGAAAUAUCACAUAUAUUGAAUGAGAAGUUAUUGGUAUUGUGUUCAGACUAUGAUGAAUCCAAAAGUAAUGAUUUGAUUGCAUAUGGUUCCAUAGUAAACAGUUUGACUUUGAAGUUUUUUGAUAGCGAUGUGGAAGCCAAAGUUGCCUGUCUGGAUUGGUUAAUUCUGAUAUAUAGGAAGGCACCUACUGAAAUUUUAGAACAUAAUGAUAGCAUGUUCUUAACUUUAUUAAAAUCUUUGUCAAAUAAUGAUAUCAGAUUAAUUGAAAGGGCUCUGAAUUUGCUACAGAAUUUGUGCUCUAAGGCAAACGACAAAUAUUUAAGAAAAUUCUUAGAAAACUUUUUAAACUUGCUAAAGAAGGAUCCAAAGUUAUUGAAGUUGCGUGCAAACUAUAUCAUGAGAAAGAUUUGUGCAAGUCUAACGCCUGAGCGCGUAUAUAAAGUUCUAGCAUCUAUUCUGAAUGCGCAGGAAGAUGUCAUCUUCACCCGUAUGAUAAUACAGAUAUUGAGUACAAACUUACUCACUGCCCCAGAAAUGUCUAUGUUGAGAAGGAAACUAAGACAAUCAGAAGAUAUUAUGUUUUUCAAUUUACUUUUCAAAUCUUGGUGUCCAAACCCGGUAUCAGUUAUAGCACUUUGUUUCAUAGCGGAAAACUACGAGUUAGUUUAUGCCAUACUACAAAUAUAUUCAAACCAUGACAUCAAACUAAAUGAUUUAGUACAAUUAGAUAUCCUGAUUCAAUUUUUCGAAUUACCGGUAUUUACUAGAAUGAGGUUACAAUUAUUGGAACAACAAAAAUUCCCAUUUUUGUAUAAAUCAUUAUAUGGGAUAUUGAUGAUGCUACCUCAAUCAAAAGCUUAUGAUAUUCUAAAUAAGCGUUUAACAAGUGUAAAUGUGUGGGCGAACCAAUCUUUCCCCAAUACAACAUUUUAUAAACCAAGGGUUACGUCAGCCUCUGGUUCAAUAAGUGACCCUGAUAUUUCGCAAAGAUCAGUCGGACAAAGCAAACUUCAUUGUCAGGAAUUAAUGGAUCAUUUUGAUAAAGUCGUCGGAACUGAGGAUUUGUUCGAUGCGGAAUAUAUAUCUGCAAACAAUUCACAGCUUCCGAUCCUCGGAACAUUCCUUGAUUCUGCAGAUGUAGACAACGAAUCAUCUCUUCCGAAUAUUGGACAAAUAAUAUUGAGUAAUAACGAUAAUAUGGAUGUGCCUAAUGAUGCAAGCUCAGUAAUAGAGCAUAGUUUGACCCAUGAUGCCUCUACGACCUUAUCAUCUAGAAAUAUGUCCUAG
Maudiozyma saulgeensis is the source of this 2598-nucleotide messenger RNA. The record is from the annotation of a GenBank genome assembly. Lineage: Eukaryota; Fungi; Ascomycota; Saccharomycetes; Saccharomycetales; Saccharomycetaceae.